Molecule: messenger RNA, 1926 nt
Organism: Penicillium waksmanii
Lineage: Eukaryota; Fungi; Ascomycota; Eurotiomycetes; Eurotiales; Aspergillaceae
Product: fungal specific transcription factor domain-containing protein
Exons: 7
Coding region: 1-1926 (641 amino acids)
Biological process (GO): DNA-templated transcription
Molecular function (GO): zinc ion binding; DNA binding
Source: RefSeq, a predicted model, not a curated record
AUGAAAUGCCCGGAAGUCGGCCAUCAGUUAAAGUGGCAUGUACAUCUUGUCAUGAUAGGCGGGUUAAAUGUGAUCGAAGUGAAGGUGUCUCGUGUUCCAACUGUCGAAUUGCCCAACGUCAUUGUGAGCCGAUCAUCUCACGGCGUGGACGGUAUAAUCAGAAAACGCAAGCUUCCUCUGAUACCUAGUCAGAGUGGAUUUAGCAGCAGCGCCCAGGAGUAUGCCCGAAAUGAAUACCCCCCUAGAAGCUAUGCUUCGGGCCCACCUAACAGCCACUAUGCUCAAGAACAACAGCAGGAACCGUGUUUCCCGGCUCAGGGACCUAAUGGGAAAACGCCAUAUAUUGGAGAUAGCUCUAAUCUCAACUACUUGGUCCAACAAUUCGGGAACCCCUUCCGAGGUACGACAGAUAUAAGGCCGCUUGAGGAGCGCUUGCAAGGGGCAAUGCUAGCUCGGCUGGGAAAAUCGACGGAACAAGAGAUUAGGAGAGUUCACUCAUAUACUACUGACAGACUUCAACAAGAGGGUGCUUUCGAUCUACCCCCGCUGGAGAUCAGCGGGAAGCUUCUCAACGCCUACUUCUUUCAUUCGCUCGCGUCGUUGCCCGUGAUUGACAGGUCACAAUUGCUUGAAUCUAUCAACCAGGGCACAGCCUCAAACUUGCUUUUGAACGCCAUCUACCUCGCUUCUACUAUAUAUUGCUCGGAUGAAACUAUAGCUGAUGCUGGGUUUGUGUCUCGAUAUGUGGCUAGCCUCACGUUCUACCGCAGAGCAAAAUCCCUUUACGAUGCCGGAUAUGAAAACGAUGCGGUCGCGACCAUUCAAGCAACAUUUCUCAUGUGCUAUUGGUGGAGUGGUAUUUUAGAGCCCAAGGAUACGUGGUAUUGGCUUGGGAUAUCGGUGGGAAUGGCGCAAGCUUUGGGCAUGCAUCAAGAGAAGUCAUACAUGCGCCUGAGCGAAAAAGACCGGAAAGUAUGGCGGAGACUAUGGUGGAUGGUUUAUGCCAUGGAUGUCAACCUGUCCAUGCUGUUGGACCGCCCGCCACGCGUACAGGGAAGACUAUGCAACGUGAAACCUCUAGCGGAGGAUGAUUUUGAACAACCGACAGACUCUGCUGAUCAAGAGACCUUCGGCGAAACUCUCAACGCGGCAAAUCGCUUCACUAUAAAUGCUGUUCAACUGGCUCGGAUAGCGAUGCUAGUGGACCAAUUUUAUACGAUCAAAUUUGAUGAAACAAACUCUCACUCUCAAGAUGUCUGUCUGGACCAGAUUUCAAGGUGGUCCUCAUCACUCCCAGCGGAAUUGCAAAAUGUGUCGAUGAACAGCAGCCCUUGGGCCAUGAUUACGAAUCUUUUGUACCAAGAAUACCGACUUCUGUUGCACCGAAGCAAUCCUAGAUUCUCGCACAACACAGGACCAGGCACUCCGACAUUUGAAAUCUGCACGCAAAUGUUUCAUAUAUUAGAGUUCAUUGUCGCAAAUGAUCUCAUAUACCCAGCAUCCGCCAGCAUUGUUGCACCCAUUUUGUCAAUCCUUUCCAUCUAUAUUGUCAACAUUCAUCGGGGGGACGCCGGCAUCAAAAUGAUUUCCGAGAACAGAGCACGCUUCUGCAUGGUAAUACUUGAGAAAUUACUUGAUAGGUUCCCAGUGGUGGCGUCUUUCUACCCCAUCUACGAGGCCCUGCUAAAACGCUACGCCGUGGAUGUUCCUGCGUAUGAUGAUAAGACCAGAUCCGGGGGUUCGGAAACGGGGCAUCCUUCAGACGGCAUGACCGGUCUACACGUAGACGAGUGUGACGCCGGAAAUAUUGAGGCCAGCGGUGGCUCGAUCCUACAAGACAGCACGAGUGGGACAUUUCCAUUCCCACUUCCAUUUGGAAAUCUGUUUGAGGAGUUCCUACUCAGUUCCCCGCCCCCCAAAAGCUAG